AUGACAUUCGACUAUAAAUUGACAUGGCAUGAACACAUCAAACAAUUAAAAUCAGACUGUAUUAAGCGGAUGAACAUAAUGAAAGUUUUGGCAAAUAAUACCUGGGGAGCUGAUGAGAAAACCCUUCUAACCAUAUACCGAACACUGAUAAGAUCGAAACUUGACUAUGGUUCAAUAAUAUAUGCAACAGCUAGCAAAACUUUACUGAAAAGUCUAAAUGUUGUACAAAAUACCGCCCUCCGAAUAGCUACAGGUGCUUUUAUAACAAGUCCUUCACAAAGUUUAUGCAAAGAGACUGGCGAAAUACCACUUUUCCUUCGAAGACAGAUGCUACAGAUGACAUAUGCGGCAAGGAUAUCCGCAGAUGAACAAAACCCCCUACAAAGCCAAAUUUAUGGGCAGAAGUAUAGAGAACUCUACAAUAAACAACCGAAACUUAGAUCACCUUUUUAUCAUCAAGUCAACCUUAUAUCAGAUUCAAAUUUCCCUGACACUCUGAGCUUAAAACCUCCUAAAUACCCACCAUGGACUAGUAGGAAGAUCGACAUCAAUAUAACACUCACAUCCUACAAAAAGAACGAAACCGUGCCAGCUGAGUUUCAACAAAAAUUCCUCGAAAUAAUAUCCGAACUCAAUUACAAUGAAAUUAUCUACACAGACGCUUCCAAGUCAACCGGAAGAGUAGGAUGUGCCUAUCUCACCAAUAGGGGACCUAAAAAAUUCAAACUACCUUCGGACUGUAGUAUUUUCACAGCGGAACUGAUAGCUAUACUGCAAGCACUCGAAUACGUAAAAAAAACGAAAAUUACACACUCCAUAAUAUGCACCGACUCACUAAGCGCCAUCCAAGCAAUUCUAGAAAUUUACAGCAAAAACCCUAUCGUCAACAACAUAAAAGAUCUUUUCACUUCCAUUGACCAGGAACACAAUAUUUGUCGUCUAAUUUGGGUUCCAUCUCAUUGUGGUAUUGCUGGAAAUGAGGAAGCAGACAGAGCAGCAAAAGAAGCAAGUUUCGACGGGCAGGAAAUAGCGAUCAUGACCACCUAUGACCUCAGCAAUAAAUAUAAAACUUACAUAAGAAACAAAUGGGAAAAUAUUUGGCAAAAUCAAAGAUCAAAGUUAGCGCUCAUCGACCCCUCAACAACUUACGUAUCACCCUCAGUCACAAUCACAAAAAGGAGAGAUCUUGUGAUAUUUAGGCGUCUUCGAAUAGGCCACACUAGGGUUACACACAACCACCUCCUUGUGAAGGAAGAUGUCCCAAGAUGUGCUACAUGUGAUGCUGAUAUCACUGUACAACAUAUCCUAAUCGAUUGCCAAUUAUACCUACCCCAAAGGAACCAUUUCAAUGUCAGCGAAUCAAUGAAGGAGGCCCUGAGAAUAAAUUCUCCAUUAUCCCUAAACACCUUGGAUUUCAUAAAGAACAUCAAUGUCAAAAUUUGA
Coccinella septempunctata (seven-spotted ladybird) is the source of this 1443-nucleotide messenger RNA. RefSeq lists its product as uncharacterized. Gene Ontology annotation, molecular function: RNA-DNA hybrid ribonuclease activity; nucleic acid binding. The record is from RefSeq and is a predicted model, not a curated record. Gene Ontology annotation, biological process: DNA replication, removal of RNA primer. The transcript has a single exon. NCBI's taxonomy places the organism in Eukaryota, Metazoa, Arthropoda, Insecta, Coleoptera, Coccinellidae. The coding region runs from base 1 to 1443 and encodes 480 amino acids.